AUGGCGGAUAUCAAAGAAGAUAAAGGUCAUGCCCAGCAGCAGCACUUGGGUCUUGCUGUUGAACCUCCAAAAAUGGAAGAAAAAGAAGAAGGGAGGGAGCAGAAGAAGACUCAAACCAAACGCGUGGCUUCGCUCGAUAUUUUCAGAGGUCUCACAGUUGCUUUAAUGAUUUUGGUUGAUGAUGCUGGGGGUGAGUGGCCUAUGAUCGGGCAUGCUCCAUGGAAUGGAUGCAAUCUUGCUGAUUUUGUCAUGCCAUUCUUUUUAUUCAUUGUGGGGAUGGCCAUUGCACUUGCUUUUAAGAGAAUACCAGAUAGGUUAAAGGCCAUUAGUAAAGUGAUUUUAAGAACUCUCAAACUGCUUUUCUGGGGCCUCCUUUUACAAGGAGGUUUCUCACAUGCUCCUGAUAAACUAACGUAUGGUGUUGACAUGAAAAUGAUUAGGUGGUGUGGAAUUCUCCAGAGAAUAGCUCUUGCUUAUUUCGUUGUGGCUCUAAUAGAAAUCUUGACAAGAAAUACCCAAGCAAAGAGUCUAUCACCCGGACGAUUUUCUAUAUUCAAGUUAUAUUUUUGGCAUUGGGUCAUGGGAGCAUGUGUUUUAAUUGUGUACUUGGCCACACUAUAUGGAACUCAUGUUCCUGAUUGGCAGUUUACUGUGCAAAAUUCCGAUAGUGCUGAGUUUGGGAAAAAAUUAACUGUAGCUUGUAAUGUGAGGGGAAAAUUAGAUCCUCCUUGUAAUGCAGUAGGUUAUGUAGACAGAGAAGUGCUUGGAAUCAAUCAUAUGUACCCACAUCCGGCUUGGAAGCGAUCCAAAGCUUGCACUAAGAAUUCCCCUCACGAGGGGCCUUUCAGGAGUGAUGCUCCACCCUGGUGCUAUGCAUCUUUUGAACCUGAAGGACUUCUGAGCUCAGUUUCUGCCAUUCUCUCCACCAUCAUUGGAGUCCAUUUCGGACACGUGUUGGUACACAUGAAGGAUCAUUCAACUAGACUUCGACAUUGGGUUGUUCCGGGUCUUGCUCUUCUGAUUUUAGGGAUUAUCCUUCAUUUUACGGAUGCUAUUCCUUUAAAUAAGCAGUUGUACACUUUCAGCUAUGUUUGUGUAACGUCUGGAGCAGCAGCAUUAGUAUUCUCGGUUUUCUACAUUCUGGUUGAUGUUUUGAAUUUGAGGUACAUGUUUUUGCCAUUGGAAUGGAUUGGUAUGAAUGCUAUGCUUGUUUAUGUAAUGGCGGCCGAAGGUAUCUUUGCCGGAUUCAUCAACGGGUGGUAUUACGAUAAUCCCCAUAAUACACUGAUAUAUUGGAUACAGAAGCACAUUUUCAUCAAUGUUUGGCAUUCAAGAAAAGUGGGCAUUCUACUUUAUGUUAUCUUUGCUGAAAUAUUGUUUUGGGGCAUUGUUGCUGGUUUAUUGCAUCGGUUCGGGAUUUAUUGGAAGCUUUAG
Fraxinus pennsylvanica is the source of this 1434-nucleotide messenger RNA. NCBI's taxonomy places the organism in Eukaryota, Viridiplantae, Streptophyta, Magnoliopsida, Lamiales, Oleaceae. The record is from the annotation of a GenBank genome assembly.